UCCAAAAAUGGCGGCCUCCAUCGUCCAACGCUGUUUAACUGCAGCUGUCAAAGUUAAAUGUCGAACUCCGAGUUUUACAGCCAGAAGAUGCCUGCUUUCAGCCGCAUACACAGAUCCAAAACUAUGGGAAGGAAUGGAGAAGGAUCCUCAGAACCUGGCUUUAUUGGCCAACUUUAUGGACAGGACGUUUGACAAGAAGCUUCCAGUGAGCUCUCUGACUAUAUCACGGUUUGUAGACAAUAUAUCGUCAAAAGAAGAAGUUGAUCAAGCAGAGUAUUAUCUUUACAAGUUUCGUCACAGCCCAAACUGCUGGUACCUCAGAGACUGGACGGUUCACAGUUGGGUCAGACAAUGUAUGAAAUAUGGUGUUCGCGACAAAGCCCUCCAUACACUCCAAAACAAGGUGCAGUAUGGCAUUUUCCCAGACGAUUUUACCUUCAACUUGCUCAUAGAUUCUUACAUUAAGGAUAAAGACUUCAAGAGUGCAUGUGCUGUCGUUGAAGAGGUGAUGCUCCAAGAGGCCUUUGACCUUCCUUCCACACAGACCCUGUCAUUUUACGCCAUUGGUGGUUACCUAGCCACCAAGCCUUCACUCAGCAUGGCAGAGGAGCGGGCGCUGGGAGCAGCCCUGCUCAUCGUGGGUCUCAAGCAGAGCAACACCCUGGGCAUGAGCGCUCAACUGCUCGGCCACACCUUCAUAGGCAAGGUGGAGAUGCAGAUGGGCGUCAACGCGGUGUUUCGGGGCAUGCCCCUGAGCUGGCUCCGUGGCUACCUGGGCCGAGCCCUGGCCGUGAUGGAGGGAGUCGCUGCCGAGGACUCUGGUGACGCUAAGCUCUCCGAAGACGCGCUGGACCGCUUGAGCGAGGUACUCCAGGAUCUGUCCUCUGCCCCCGCCUCCGACUCGUCAGGAGAGGAGUCUGGAGAAGAAGUGGAGGGGGAGGGGGAGGGGGAGGGCAAGCAGGAGAUCGCUGUCGACGAGGAAGACGAAGAGGAGCGCGCUAAACUCCCCUACUAUGUCGGCAGGUUCAAGGAGCUCCGCAGCCAGCUGGAGAGCCAGGGCAGGGUGGAGCCCUCCUCCUUCCAGGCCCUGGUGACGCUGGCGGCCGCCCGCAGCCUGGCGGCGGCGGAGCGGGCCGACCUGGAGGUCUACGGGGGCCGGGUCCAGGCCUGGGAGGACGAGAAGAAGCACCUGGUGAUCAGGGAGAAGGAGAUGAGGGAGAAGUCGGAGCUGGAGAGACAGGAGAGGCUGGCCGCCAGAGCCGCAGUCCAGCAGGCGCAGGGCAGGGCGGGAUAGAGGUCAGGGAGGGCCGGCAGCGAGGGCGGGGUUGGAGCUGUAUUUGGAUGGUUGUCUCUGUGAAAAUAAUAAAGUGUUGUUCUUG
This is a messenger RNA of Gadus chalcogrammus (walleye pollock), 1379 nucleotides long. RefSeq names its product mitochondrial ribosomal protein S27 (gene mrps27). The record is from RefSeq and is a predicted model, not a curated record. Gene Ontology annotation, cellular component: mitochondrion. Lineage: Eukaryota; Metazoa; Chordata; Actinopteri; Gadiformes; Gadidae. The transcript has 11 exons. Bases 8 to 1294 code for a protein of 428 amino acids. Gene Ontology annotation, molecular function: protein binding.